UCCCCUCCCUUCCCCGCCUGGCCCCACCCCACGUGACCCUGCCUGUCCAAUGGGCGCGCGGGGCGGUGGGGAUCCGGCUGGAACCGGUUGGGCCGCGUCCGGCUCUAUAUAAAACUUUAUAAACAGCCGCUCCGCAAUCCGUGGGGUCGGUCAGAGAAGCAGCGGAGCCCCCGCCGCCGGCACCACCGCAGCCGACCCGGCCGGGCCCGGCCCCGCCGCGCACCCACACCGCCCGCUCCUUCCCCUUUCCCCCCCCCCACCCCUUCCCUCCUCCUGCUGCCCUCACUUCCCUUCCCUCCCGCUCCUCGCCGCCGCCCCGCACCGAGCGCGCCCGGCCCCCCCCACCCCUUCCCCACCUCUCCGCCCUUCCUCCGCCUUCUCCCUCCGCCCCCUUCACGCCGCGCUCCGCUGUCCCUCACACACACACACAACACGCCCGCACGGAGCCAUGCCGAAGAGAAAGGCUGAAGGAGAUACCAAGGGCGAUAAGGCCAAAGUUAAGGAUGAGCCACAACGGAGAUCAGCGAGGUUAUCUGCUAAGCCUGCUCCUCCCAAGCCAGAGCCUAAACCUAAAAAGGCAGCUCCAAAGAAGAGUGAGAAGUUGCCCAAGGGAAAGAAGGGGAAGGGUGAUGCUGGCAAGGAGGGAAACAACCCUGCAGAAAAUGGAGAUGCCAAAACAGACCAGGCACAGAAAGCUGAAGGUGCUGGUGAAGCCAAGUAAAAUGUGUGAAUUUUUGAUAACUGUGUACUUCUGGUGACUGUACAGUUUGAAAUACUAUUUUUUAUCAAGUUUUAUAACAAUGCAGAAUUUUGUUUUACUUUUUUUUAAGCUAUGUUGUUAGCACACAGACCGCUUCGUUGUUGUGUUUGGGGGGGGGGGGUGGGAGGGGGUGGGAACAGUGGGGACAAAUGUCACUUAGUCUAUUUCUCAGAACCUAAAUUUUAAUAAGAAAAAGUUCUCCCCGUCUCCCAGUUUUUUUUGGAAGAAGGGCUCUUCCUCAAUAGAGGAGGAAGAGAUUCCUUCAUGCUGCACAUGUGUUAAGCUCUGUGAAGUGCAUCCGAGUGAACAUCAAAGCUCCCAAGAUGCCCGUUGCCCGCUUCCGAACAGCAGUUUGUAGAUCCCUUUGUGUUUCCUUUGGUGUCCGCGUUGUUUGCCCAGACCCAUCGCUCCGAAACAACGGCAAAACUGGCAUUUUGGGACUUGCCACCCAGUGUAGUGUCAGGGUGUGUAGGUCGGGGUACAACAGCUCUGCCAGGAGCUGCGCUUCCUCUUUUAUAUUGUGGAUCUUCAGAUUAAGAAACCUGCAUUUUAAGUUUUGUUUUCCUCUCAAAAGUCAGGGUAGGUUUGUGAAGAGUUGUUAAACAACAUGCUAAAUGUGAAAGUGUCCACCCUCACUCUAAACUUUUCCCUCUACCGAGUAUGAAAUGAAGAUUCUUCGGUUUUAUAGCAACUUUUACGUUCUGGUAGUCCAUGGAGGGAGGGGAGUUCGACAGUUGUUGUAAAAUGUUGCAGAUUGUAGCCCAUGUCCUGCCUAAAUUACCAUGAUUGUUUAUGAAAAGUACCUUUAAUAAAGCUGGAUACGGUUUGGCUUGGACUGUU
Messenger RNA from Strigops habroptila (Kakapo), 1600 nucleotides. It is a transcript of the gene HMGN2, whose product is annotated as high mobility group nucleosomal binding domain 2. The transcript has 6 exons. Lineage: Eukaryota; Metazoa; Chordata; Aves; Psittaciformes; Psittacidae. Gene Ontology annotation, molecular function: nucleosomal DNA binding. Gene Ontology annotation, biological process: chromatin organization. Gene Ontology annotation, cellular component: nucleus; chromatin. The coding region runs from base 449 to 721 and encodes 90 amino acids. The record is from RefSeq and is a predicted model, not a curated record.